Molecule: messenger RNA, 1594 nt
Organism: Gregarina niphandrodes
Lineage: Eukaryota; Apicomplexa; Conoidasida; Eugregarinorida; Gregarinidae
Exons: 1
Source: RefSeq, a predicted model, not a curated record
AUGGUUAUCAAGCACGCCGUAUGGAUGGAACUCACGAUUGGUGACUAUGACUCGAUCCCGUCUCCGUGCUUACGCCUGCUUGACCAACCGGUAGUGGAUAUAAGGAGGCAUAUUCGACCGUGGCACGUAGGGUGCUUUUCGUGUGCUAAUGCGCGAGUCACGGACGCGUGCGUCACAGGCCAGUGUGUCACAGGCCAGUGUGUCACAGGCCAGUAUGUCAGCACUGUGGGAUGCGUCAAGUUGAAGUCAAGACGGUCCGAAUUGACGGGACAGAAACGUUGGCUUCCUCUGCAGACAAUUGGGUGUGUGGUGGGUCAGAAUUUCCUCAUGUCAUUUAGGGCAGAAGAGGAUCCGGUUUGUCUGGUGCGAAACUUUCAUCAGCACUACCAUGUUCUCCUGAACGCAAGCCUGGCUGAAGAACAAGCCGAAGUGGCGAAGGGAGAUUCGGGGGUUAAGGAGAACAACAUUUCCCCAACUAACGCUCAAGGGCCGCUUUCGGGACGACGACUUGUCCUGGACAUCGUAACCCGCUACCUGAAUGCUCUAGAACUCCGGCUGCGGGAAACUCUCGUCGGUUCGUCGGACGUCGGACUGUCUACACCAGUUGCGAACCAUCGCCAAGUUAAGAACCGGGUGCGCUCGACAGAGCAACUUUUGAUGCACAAGGCUCCAUCGGUCCCUCCUGAAAAUGGACUUAUCACCGAAAAGAAGACCACAGGAAGCGCCACCGGUUCCUUCAUUUCCAACCCUCUAGCGGCAAUCGCUCAGACGUUCUCCAACAGCCCGAUGGAUAAACCGCCAAUGUGCAAACCCUCAGUCUCCACACACUCACUUGGGUCCGACUUUUCACACCAAGUCGAUACUGACCUCGCUCCUAAAACCGAUGAGUCUAUUGCCAGUGCUACGUCCAAGACCCCUGUACCCACAGGAAUUGGAAGUUCAACCGAGGUGUCACGCCCUAUUGGAUACGAUCGGCAGUGGUUGGCUCCUUUGAUCAACGUGAACCUUAGAGUGGGAAGGGUGAAAAAGGACGGACCCACAGAUAUAGGGGUGGUUUCACCGGAGUCAGACGAGUUGUGCCUUAACGGAAUGACAGUCCCUUUCAGCUCCUCCGGCCAUGCUUCCAUCAGCCUUGGUUAUAGUAAUAUGUUUCAUAACACCACUAACCAUUUUGGAGCCGAUUACAUUGGAGGUGAUCAGACGGGAGUUGUCGGACUCCAUUUCGAUGACUUGAAGGUUAGCGAGCUCAAGGGAAGUGACUUUGUGGGAAUUGAGGACAAUUUCGGGGGUUCCGCUCCACAAGGAAAAGAAAGUGUUAACAAAGGAGCGAGUGUUGUGGAAGGAGAGAAGUCGGUUGAAGAGGAGGCAUUUGUGGGGGAAGAGAUUCGGGCCAGAGAUGUUGGGCCAGUGCAGAGUGACAUUGGACUACCGUUCCAGAGCGCGUCAAGCCUGAGUACGGUGUUGUCGUCUGAGGAGAAAGAGACGGAAGUUUUGGGUGAGACAUUGUAUAUUUUACAAGAGGUGGUUGGUAGUCUCAAGUUCUUGCAAGAAAGAGCGGUGUUAGUGUUGAUCCUUUGCGACGUAUCGCACGAUU